AUGCCUCGCACACUGCAAAAAGUACACAAGCAAAUCGCUAAGAAGCGUGGCGCGGUUGACGCCCUUCAUGAAUUUAGUCGUGAUGCCCGACGUCUGCGCCGUGCAGGCUGCCGUGAUGACCGAUUGAUCCGCCACACCUCCGUUGUGCUCAAGGCUCGUCAGCCAUACAUGGAGAGACUUCAUUACUUUUUUGAUUCGAUUCAAACUACCGAACAACCAUUGACUGACGCUGAAUUGGCGGAAUUGGUAACAAAGUGUAUCAACCGGGACGCUGAGGAGAUUGCCGCGCUUGAAAAGGAAAAACGAAAGGGCCGUCCACCUACCCGACGAGAGGAGGCCUUGAAGCAACGAACACAGACGGAAGAGAGAGAAUUCAAGACUGGAUUUUGGAUGCCGGAUCUUGGCGAUGAGGAAACAUUGUUGAAGUUGAAGCAUUGGAAUGGAGAAUGGACUGCCCUCAGCUCGGCCAAAUUUGUUCGAUUGCUGAAUGCUGGAGGGAAGCAGAACUCAAGCUUCCCACCCAAGGGCAUGUCAUAG
Messenger RNA from Penicillium malachiteum, 537 nucleotides. Its product is annotated as translation machinery-associated protein 16. The transcript has 3 exons. Lineage: Eukaryota; Fungi; Ascomycota; Eurotiomycetes; Eurotiales; Aspergillaceae. The record is from RefSeq and is a predicted model, not a curated record. Gene Ontology annotation, cellular component: nucleus. Bases 1 to 537 code for a protein of 178 amino acids.